AUGGCUGGCCGUGCGCUGUUGGUGUGCGCCCUCUGCGUGCUGUGCUGCGCCGCCGGCGGGGGCUGGGCGGCGGAGGGGGACUACUGCACGGAGCGCGACUGGAGGGACUUGCGGGCGGUCGCGAAGGACAUGAGCGACGCGGAAAUUGUGGCGAAGUACUGCGGCCGCAAGCCGGAGUUUGUGCGUGGGCUGCGGGCGAGUCUGCAGGGCGAUGAGGCGGAGGGGGAAGGGCCUGGCCACGGCGGAGGGAGCGGCGAUGCCGAAAGAAAAGUCCCGCGAGCCUCAGGGGAAAGCGCCGAAGGUGCAUCAGAGAAAAAGCCUGAAGGUUCCGGGGAAGUGGGAGGUCCAAAGGGACCAGACGCACCACGAGGAGUAUCUCCAGCGGCAGACACGACAACAGAGCCCUCACAGCCACAAGCAGGGAAGCCUAAAAAUGAGGUGGACGCCGGCGUUGACUCGGUCGGCAAAGAACCCACGGUCCCAGCGGGUGUCACAAACAGUACGUCAGCUGGAAGCGAACCGGAAACAGCUCUACCGACCGCCUCCCAAACUCCCGAUGGUGCUGCCAGCAGUCAGGCGCAAGAAGCCAAUGGAAAGGGUGGCAACAGCACUCCAGGGGCCGGUGCCGCAGUGUCAUCGGCACAUACGACAAGGCAAACAGAGCCGGCGUCGACACCACCAAAGCCGCCAACGCCAACUGAAGGGCCAGGGGGAGCAGGGAAGGAGAUGACAUUGGAGACAGCUCCUUCGAAUGAAAAUGGUACCGAGGACAGUGUGCCCAGUGAUGGCAAUAACGUCGUUGAAGAGGAACAUAAGACAAAAAAAGUUAUGCCGGCCCCAGCUGACACAAGUAAUACACCGGAUGGAAGGGCGGUGGAUGCAGCUCAACCCACUGCCCCUUCGGGCGGCGGUGGGACUUCAGGCGGACAGGCUGGAACGAAGGCUGAGGCGAUUGCCGAGGAUUCUGCAGGGCCUGUUGUCGCGGCGGCCCCAGGAGCCCAACAGCAAGGUGUAGCUGCCGCUGGUACACCGACGAGCAGCGAGAAGGAGCCGCUGCCAACAGCAGAGGGCACCGCCACUGAGGCCAGUCACCCAGCGACGACGACUGGCGGUGGCAGCGGCAGCAGCCCCGCGGUGCAGCCGCAGCCGGGGAGCUCCGUGGCGACAAACGAAGCUGGUCAGCGAGAACAGAAGCAGCCCGCAGCUACCGCACCCAAGCAGGAACCCGAAACGAGUGGUGAGAGAGGGGAGGCCGCCCAGUCGGCAGCGGGGGCGGCUGCUCAAGCGGCGACCACCACCACCAAUUUGACGAGUGCAGCGAAGGCGGCGCCCGGCGACAGCGACGGCAGCAGCACCGCGGCCGCGCACUCCGCCUCCCCACUUGCGCUGCUUCUUCUGCUUGCGUGUGCGGCUGCCGCUGCGGUGCUGGCCGCGUGA
Trypanosoma conorhini is the source of this 1437-nucleotide messenger RNA. Its product is annotated as mucin-associated surface protein (MASP). The transcript has a single exon. NCBI's taxonomy places the organism in Eukaryota, Euglenozoa, Kinetoplastea, Trypanosomatida, Trypanosomatidae. Bases 1 to 1437 code for a protein of 478 amino acids. The record is from RefSeq and is a predicted model, not a curated record.